AUGACUUUUAAAGAGGAGAUCUCCAGGCGAUUCAAAGCCAAACAGGAUCAGCUGGUUCUGAUCUUUGCCGGGAAGAUUCUGAAGGACAGCGAUACACUGAAUCAGCACGGGAUCAAAGAUGGACUAACAGUGCACCUGGUGAUCAAAACACCACAAAAGACUCAAGAUCCCUCCACAGUGGCAGCAGCUUCAUCUCCUCCUCCUCCUCCUGCCCCUCCUGCUACCACUACAACUGCUGCUGCUGCUGCUCCCUCCGUGGCUCCUGCUUCUCCUGCCACCCCAUCGCAGCCUUCCACAUCCAGCAAUGUGCUCUCAGAUGCCGGCAACAGCAGCCGAAGAAGCAGUGGGCUAGGGGCUGCUCCGGGCCCGACGGCGGAAGGGACACCUGGCGGCGCCACAUCCAUCUUGUCUGGCUUUGGGGGCAUCGCCGGGCUCGGCCACCUGGGGAUGGGCUCAGCCAACUUCAUGGAGCUCCAGCAGCAGAUGCAGCGGCAGCUGAUGUCCAACCCAGAGAUGCUGUCCCAGAUCAUGGAGAACCCCCUGGUCCAGAACAUGAUGUCCAACCCGGACUUCAUGCGGCAGAUGAUCAUGGCCAACCCCCAGAUGCAGCAGCUGAUGGAGCGCAACCCGGAGAUCAGCCACAUGCUGAACAACCCAGAGCUUAUGCGCCAGACUAUGGAGUUGGCACGCAACCCGGCCAUGAUGCAGGAGAUGAUGCGCAACCAGGACCGAGCUCUGAGCAACCUGGAGAGUAUCCCAGGAGGGUACAAUGCUUUACGCCGAAUGUACACGGACAUUCAGGAGCCCAUGUUCAGUGCUGCCAGGGAACAGUUUGGCAACAAUCCAUUUUCUGCUUUGGCUGGAAGCUCUGACACCUCAACCCCCCAGCCUCUGCGGACGGAGAACAGGGAGCCUUUACCAAACCCUUGGAGUCCCACAGGCGCUUCUCAAAGCCAGGCGCCCAACAGUGAAGGGAGCACCAGCUCUGUUGCUCCCCAGAGCACGCCCACUCUGUCCAACCCUCUGGGGAUCAAUGCAGCCAGCCUAGGAUCUGGGAUGUUUAAUAGCCCCGAGAUGCAAGGGCUCCUGCAGCAGAUCUCGGAGAACCCCCAGCUCAUGCAGAACGUGACCUCCGCCCCUUAUAUGCGUUCCAUGAUGCAGACGCUUGCCCAGAACCCCGACCUUGCAGCACAAAUGAUGGUGAAUGUUCCCCUCUUUGCCGGCAACCCUCCGCUUCAGGAGCAGCUACGGCUCCAGCUCCCCGCCUUCCUGCAGCAGAUGCAGAACCCCGAUUCUCUCUCGGUCAUGACCAACCCUCGCGCCAUGCAGGCCCUGCUGCAGAUCCAGCAAGGGCUCCAGACGCUGCAGACAGAGGCCCCGGGACUGGUGCCCAGCCUUGGGACGUUCGGGCCGCCUCGAGCCCCCCCGCCUUCUGCCGGAGGAAGCACAAUCCCCGAGACCCCCAUGCCCUCUGCUUCGACGCCUGCCAGUGCCUCCCCAGCCGGAGACAGCAACCCACACCAGCAGCUCAUGCAGCACAUGAUCCACCUCCUGGCCGGCGCAAACUCUCAAGCGCAGAGCCCGGAAGUGAGGUUCCAGCAGCAGCUCGAGCAGCUCAACGCCAUGGGCUUCAUCAACCGGGAGGCCAACCUGCAGGCGCUCAUCGCCACGGGCGGGGACAUCAACGCUGCCAUUGAGAGACUGCUGGGCUCGCAGCCUUCCUAACGCCGUGGGGCCCCUCCCAGUCUGCCCGAUCUCAUCUCCCGCACGGGGGCCUGUCCAGGAGACCACCAUGGCGGUGCCCCAAGUCCCGCGAUAGCUGUCCGCCGUGCGAUAAAAAAACGGAGGCCAAGCUUCGGCCCGGCGCGGCUGAGAGAUCCCUUUCCGAACUGCGUUGCACAUGGAUUCUGAUUCCCAUCGAGUGGCCAUUUUCACUUCUCUCCCCGCCCCCCCUUCUGUCUCCCCGGCAAUUAGGCUGUUUAGUUAGUAGAAGUGUUCACUUCUAGUUGACCCAAAUGAUUGUGUUGGAUUAGCUUGCUUUUAAAAUAAAAGCUGUCUUUCUCCUCCUGCCCCUCCUCCUCCUCCUCCUCCUCCUCACUGGAGACCAAGGCGAUACCAAUCCGAUUUCACUGACCCAAAGGCUAUCUUUUCUCACACAGAACAAUAAUUCAGGGGCAAGACUCUUAAACACUACUUGCGGAAACGGAGCCCGUUUUGCGAGACCCUCGGACACUCCCUUUCGGACCUCGGUUGCGUACCCCAACAUCGCGUUGGCGCUCGUGGGGUUUGAGCCUGGGGGAUUAUGGAGGGAGGGUUUGAGGAUGGAGGUUUGAGGUGUGUGUGGGGGUCUUCGAAGGCAGAGGGGAAGAUUUCCUGAAUUGAGGGUGUGGCGCUUGAAAUUAGACUGGGAUUGUGUUUUAUUGUCUACCUUAAAAGCCUCAUGAAUGUCGUUUACUUCUUGAUGCAUCUAGGAAGGAAAAUCAGCCUGUAACUUUAAACAAAGUUCCAGUUGUUCGUUGCUGGCUUGGAGCCUGCUUAUCACUUCCCUGUGUGCUCGGAAGCCUUCCUCCAGUGAUGCUAGAAGGCAGAAGGGGGGAAAAAAAAUUUGGCCUACUUUCUUUCCACUGCCUGUUGUGUGCGGCUUUUUAUCCAGGCGUGGUCUUGCGCCCCCCCCCCAGUCUACUUUUUGGGCACUCCUGCCCUAUAGAAGGCUGGGAGAUAAGGAAACCAUGGCCUCUGCCAUCACUUGCCACAGAUGCUGCAGGGUCCAACCUUAUCGCUUCUUCCGGCCAGAGGGUUUGAUGCUAUAGAACCUGCAGGGAGCGGGAGUUUUAAAGCGUAUGGACAAAGCAUGGGAGUGGGGAAACUCCACUGCUGUGGGAAGCUAUCGAUAGGUCUCCCGCCCCCUUUCAUUAACCUUUCCUCUUUUUUAGUUCAGAAUGUUAAAAGGAUCCUGCCUGCCCGCAACUGACUUAAGAAUCCCCUACGGCAGUGUAAUUCUCAUCUGAAAUUUACGUACUGUUUUUACCCAGGAAUAAAAUGCAGCCAUCUGU
Messenger RNA from Gekko japonicus, 3053 nucleotides. It is a transcript of the gene UBQLN4, whose product is annotated as ubiquilin 4. Gene Ontology annotation, biological process: ubiquitin-dependent protein catabolic process. The record is from RefSeq and is a predicted model, not a curated record. Gene Ontology annotation, molecular function: polyubiquitin modification-dependent protein binding. The coding region runs from base 1 to 1725 and encodes 574 amino acids. Gene Ontology annotation, cellular component: cytosol. The transcript is spliced from 11 exons. Lineage: Eukaryota; Metazoa; Chordata; Lepidosauria; Squamata; Gekkonidae.